AUGGGGGUCAAUCAGGACCAACUGUCUUACACAACAAACUUCAGUCAAGAGUCUGGGAUGUCUCGGAUCGAGUCUACAGGAUUCUUAAGGGAGAGGGAGAGCAGCCAGAAGUUAUGGUACAUACCAGUAUCAAAUGACAAAGGGCUGCAAGCAGACAGAGGCCUGGAGGUGCUUGUGCACCAAUGUUUGAAGAUGCCUGGACAACUGAAGGAAGCAGUUUAUGGAAAGAUGGAUCACAGGAUGAACACAACUGAGAAUCUGUUCAGCACGUUCAGUGACUACAAUUACGACUAUGGAGAACAGUAUGCCCCAUGUGAUACGCAAUCUGCAAAAACAUUUGGUGCAACCUUCCUACCAGUCCUGUACUCCCUCGUGUUUCUCUUUGGUCUACUAGGGAACACGCUUGUGUUGUGGGCUGUUUUAAAACAUAGACGUCUUAAGAAAUUGACAGAUAUUUACCUUUUAAAUUUGUCAUUGUGUGACUUGCUGUUUGUGAGCACACUUCCUUUCUGGGCAUAUUAUGCUGCAAAACAAUGGAUUUUUGGAGAAGCCUUUUGCAAGAUUGUUUCUGCUGCUUAUGAGCUGGGCUACAUUGGUGGCACAAUGUUCAUAAUCUUGAUAACUGUAGACCGCUACCUUGCAAUCGUUCACGCUGUAUUCUCGGUCAGGACUAGGACUGUUCGAAAUGGGAUCAUUUCGAGUGUAGUGAUGUGGUGUGUAGCUUUGUUUGCCUCUCUUCCCACAAUGAUAUUUAGCACAAUCCAAUCUGAUGGGGAAAGAUAUGUUUGUCAUACUUUCUUUCCACAGGGCAAUGUUUCAAAUUGGAAUCUCUUCAACCUUUCCAAAGCCAUUGUUUUGGGUUUUUGUGUUCCAUUGGCUAUCAUGGUUUUCUGUUACACAAGAAUAAUUCAAACCCUGCAAAAAAACAGAAGCUAUAAGAAACACAGGGCUAUCAAAUUAAUAUUUACUGUGGUCAUUGUGUUUUUUGUAUUUUGGACACCAUACAACAUUGUGAUGUUGCUGGAGUCAUUGAGAGAACAGAAUGUUUUAACUGGCUGUGAGUUCCGAAUAUGUCUACUGAUUGCCCAGCAAGUAACUGGAUCCAUUGCAUUUGUACACUGCUGUCUAAACCCAGUCAUUUAUGCAUUUCUGGGUGAAAAAUUUCGAUUCUAUCUCCAAAGCCUUCUAAAAAGCUGUUUGCCCCCAUCACUGAGAUAUAAAACAGCUCUUCCUUUCAGGGAUUUUACCUCCUCAAUUCGUUCGCAAUCUUCUGCUGAUCAUGACUCAUCCACUUUCAUCUAG
This is a messenger RNA of Hemiscyllium ocellatum (epaulette shark), 1302 nucleotides long. RefSeq names its product C-C chemokine receptor type 4-like. Bases 1 to 1302 code for a protein of 433 amino acids. The transcript is spliced from 4 exons. Lineage: Eukaryota; Metazoa; Chordata; Chondrichthyes; Orectolobiformes; Hemiscylliidae. Gene Ontology annotation, cellular component: membrane. Gene Ontology annotation, biological process: immune response; G protein-coupled receptor signaling pathway; chemotaxis. The record is from RefSeq and is a predicted model, not a curated record. Gene Ontology annotation, molecular function: chemokine receptor activity.